ACCACCGAAAGGACCAAAAAGAAAAAAAAGAAAUGGUGGUGGUGGUGGUGAUCGAGGUAAUAGAAAAAGAAAACGUUCAAAUAGUCUUGUAAUGAUGGGUUCUGGUAUAGGAAUGAAACAUAAAUUUUCAACAUCGCCACCUAAUCAUUCAUUACAACAAUCAUUAAAUGAACCAUCGUCAUCAACAUCAUCAUCAACUGUUAUCAUACAGUCAUCUUCAUCACCAUCAUCAUCAUCAACGACUACAAAUAUUAGCCAUCAACGUGAUCCAUUCGAUGUAACACAAUAUUUGAACGACUCAUCAUUUGAUACUGUCGAACUGUCUGAUGAAAUAGAAUUCAGAUUUGAGUUGAUUGAAUUUGAUGUUUUCAUGGAAAUAUUAGGCUGUAAAAUCAAUGAAGAAAGUGAAGCAUUUAAAAACGGUAAUGUUCCACAACAAGAAAGAUCAAAAUUAAUGUCGCGAAUAGUGAAAAUUAUGAAAAAAUUACAUGGCAAUGAUCCAGAUACGGCUCGACGAUUUGCUAGACUUAAACGUCGAUCGAAAGAAAAACAAAAUUCCACAAGUAUUGCAUCAAAAACUGGUGUGUACAAAACACCAUGCCGUUUUUAUAUGGAAGGCAAAUGUCACAAAGGAUCCGAUUGUCUUUAUUCUCACGAUGUUGCUAUUCCUAAACGUAAAGAAUUGUGCAAAUUUUACCUACAAGGUUUUUGUGGUAAAGGAGAUGAUUGUCUUUUUAUGCAUGGUGAAUUUCCAUGUAAAUUUUUCCAUACAAAUACUAAAUGUUAUUCUGGAGAGAAUUGUCGAUUCAGUCAUCAACCACUCACUCCAGAAAGUCGAGAGAUACUACGAAGCUAUUUAGAUUCAGGAACAUUUCCAGAUGAAGUAAAGCCCUAUAGGCCUAUUAAUAAUCCAAAUGAUUGGAUUAAAGAUGACGAUGAUCCAGACUCAAAUGAUUAUGACUAUGAAGCAUUAUUAUCAAACAAAACUCGAAAAGUUUUACUUGGAGCUCCUACUGAGAAAAUGAAAAAUUCUCUAGAAACUUGGAAAUGGCAACUGGAAUUGAAAGAAUCUGAACAAGCAUACACUGGUUCAAAACGUAAUCUAUUCAGUAUUGAUGAUGGCCUAACUUUAACAGAGAAACCACCUACACCAAGAAUCGAAGAAGAUGAUGAAGUAAUUGAGGCGCACAUUCAAAACUAUUAUAAUGAUCUACUCGAUACAGAUGAUUAUGAUGAAAUGAUACAUUUGAAAGAAAUUGAAGAAUUGGAACAAAAAUUGAAACAAGAAGAACAAAUACGUAAACAGCAGCCAACACCACUUGAAUCGCAAACGGAAUUUCCGAAUCCUUCGAUUGUACCAGCUGCUUCACCAUUACAGCAAUCGCAAUUUAAAGAAGAGCUUAGUGAAGAAGAGAAACGAUUGAUUGAAGCUUCAAUGAAAGAUGAAGAUCUUCGUAUUAUGCCUAAUCAACCUUUCACACUUCCACCUGCUUUUGGUGGAUCACCACAGCCGCCUCCUCAAUUAUCAAUGGCUCAGCCAACCAUUUCAGUUGUCGAUCAAACAACGCCUCCAUAUGUAACGAAUUUUAAUUCUCCUCAUCAUAAUCCAUUUGGUUUGCCACAACCAUUAUUAGAUGAUUCGAAACCUUUUGGUAUUAAUAACAUGGAUCCAUCAUUAUCAAAAUUACCAGUUCAACCACAGCCUUCGCAAGAUCCAAGAUCUCGUGAUCCAAGAAUUCGUGAUCCUCGUCUGAAUAAUUCAAAUCGCUCAGUGCCUAGCAUCGUAACAACAGCCACAUCUUUAGUAACGAAUAGUUCAUCCAAUUUUAGCAUGACUAGCGGUAAUGUGAUACCAACAUCAUCGAUGCCAACACAUCCUACAGUAUCUACUGUAACUCAAAUGAAACCCGAAAGUAAAUCGAUCAAAUCUAACCCGAAUCUAGUCAUCAAAUACAAAUUGAUUGGCGUUGAAGUAAAUACGAUCGAUUAUUCUGAUUAUUAUGAAUCUUAUCAAGCGGAUACAUCUCUUAAAUGUGAUCCUCGAUUAAAACGAUUUUUUGACAAUCCAUUGCCAUCGCCUCGAUUCAAAUCAAGUAGCAACGCUGUUGAACAUCCAGAUCAUUCUUUGACGGUGCAAGAAUCGAAUUUUAUAAAAUCACCAACUGAAUCAUUUACAACGACGGGACAAAAACUGCCAUCACAAUCGGCAAUAAGCAAAUCUUUUUCUUCACAAUCAUCAUCAUCAUCAACAUCAAAUAACAGCAUGAUUUCAAGAGAUCCUCGUAUGCGUAAUCGAAUUAAUGAAAAUGAUCUUCGCAAUAGCCUGGAUACCAAGAAUAGUGACAGUAAUACAAGUAUUAUUUCUACAAGCUCUACCGAUCAAACCAUCACAACAACAUCACCAUUAUCAUUAACAACUACGACUACAACUGUGGUGGCUGGAGAUUUAGAAACUAAUACUGAUACUAAAUCUCAAAAUAAUAGCACAGCAUCUGAUCAAAAUACUCAAAAUAAUCUGACGGAAGUUGCUAAUAAAACUAACGAUCGAUCGUCGAUACCAUCAUAUGCAUUGUCGGCAUUGCCCACAACUCAAUCAUUAUUUUCAUCAGUUACCGGAAGUAGUCUAUUGCCAUUUGCUAAGCCAUCCACAACUGAAUCAUCAUCAUCAUCAUCAUUAUUAUUGGAUUCGAAUAAUGAUAAUGACGACGAUGAUGAUGAUGAUGAUGAUGAAGAAGAUCGACUAAAAGUUGAUGAAAAUCCUAUCGAUUCUACUCUUAAUGAUCGUAAAGUUGAAACAAAUAUUACAUUUGACGAACCAUCAUCAUCGGAAACGAAAUUAUGGCCAAAAGGAAACAACAUUGGAAAUAAUAUGAUAAAUAAUGAUGUCACAACUACAACGAAAACAUUAUCUGUGAUAGAUUCAUCUGAUUAUGAAAUGGGAAUCGAUCUUCGAGUUUCUUCUACUUCAUCAAAUUUGUUUGAUAAAAAUAUCUCUUUAAAUGUGAAUCGAAUGAACAUCCGUUUACCGAAACCUCAAUCAUUAUCAUCAUCAUCAUCAAUGUUAACCACAACAACAACAACAGAUGCAGCUAUGACAAAUCAAGAUGACAAUCAAAAUAGUAGUAAUAAUGAAUCAGAAUCAGAAUAUGAAAAUGAAUUAAUUAUAGCUACUAGUAGUUCUGAAACAGAAGAUAAUAUCCAAUUAUUGAAUUCAUCAUCAUCAUUGAAUAAUAAUGAUAAUAAUGUUGUUGAUGAUGAUGAUGAACAACAACAAUUACAAAAACAUCAACAAAAUAAUACUGUCAGUAGUUGUGGUAGUAGUGAUGAUGUAUGAUCAAGAAAAUAAAAUAAAAUAAUGUCAACUUUAUUAUUAUAAAUUAAGGCCACAAUGGAUUAACCAUCAUUUUUUU
Molecule: messenger RNA, 3410 nt
Organism: Dermatophagoides farinae (American house dust mite)
Lineage: Eukaryota; Metazoa; Arthropoda; Arachnida; Sarcoptiformes; Pyroglyphidae
Source: RefSeq, a predicted model, not a curated record